Messenger RNA from Scheffersomyces coipomensis, 909 nucleotides. RefSeq lists its product as uncharacterized. The transcript has a single exon. Bases 1 to 909 code for a protein of 302 amino acids. The record is from RefSeq and is a predicted model, not a curated record. Lineage: Eukaryota; Fungi; Ascomycota; Pichiomycetes; Serinales; Debaryomycetaceae.
AUGCAAAUUCAAUCCAAUAACAUAAUUAAUGAUGUUAUACCAUCAACCGUAUUGGGUACAUCUUAUGAUUUCAAUGCCUUAUUCAAUUCUCAAGUCUACAAUAAUGAAUCAUAUUCAGAUAAAUACUAUAGUGGUUUAGAUAGUUCACAACCUACAAUUUAUAGGAAAUAUCCUUUACCUCAUCCGUCAAGAUCAAAUAUCCUUACUAAGGCAACUUCAAAUAUAAUUAAACAAAGUUUUAAAUGGGUUGUUGCCAAUGUUUCAGAAAAAGUUAGAAUAAAUAAUAGACAAUCAUCAAGGACUGAUUCAGAAAUUCAAGCUGAUAAUAUAGUUGAAGAUAUUUAUGAUACACAUUUAUUCCUUGAUUUAAAAUUUGAUGGUGACGAUAGUAGAAUUGAUAAUUCUGAUCAAUAUAAAGAUUAUUUAGAACAAAUUGAGGUUGGUGAUGAUGUCGCUAGUAUGGAAUCAUUUGAUUCUAAAGAGAAAAGUACAGAGAAUUUCCAUACUAUUAAUUUAGAACCUAUUACAACAAGAAAAUCAAAAGGUUAUGAUUUAAAUUUAAGUUCAUUGUUUCCUCCAUCUCCACCUUCUGUUAAACGAUCAAUUAAUAAAUUGAAUCUGACAAUUAUUGCUGAUGAAAAUGAUGAAGAAUAUGUAGAGCAAAAACCAGAAAAUCAAUAUGUUUAUUCCAAUUUUAAAUCAUUUAAAUGGUGGAAGAAUGAGAUUGGAUCUCAAGAAAUCUCUCAAAAGAGAAUUGUCCCAACAUUAUCUCGUCAUCCUCGAGUUAUUAAAAGAAAUAGAAAUUCAAAUAACUUUUCAAUUGAUGCAAUUCUUGAAGCUAAUGAUGAAGAACGAUUAGCUCUGGCUAUUAUUAAAUCGAGAAAAGUUUACAAAGAGGAUGAGGAAUAA